This is a messenger RNA of Cydia fagiglandana, 357 nucleotides long. Its product is annotated as chorion class A protein Ld19-like. Lineage: Eukaryota; Metazoa; Arthropoda; Insecta; Lepidoptera; Tortricidae. The coding region runs from base 1 to 357 and encodes 118 amino acids. The transcript has 2 exons. The record is from RefSeq and is a predicted model, not a curated record.
AUGUCCCGAUUCGGAGUCGUUGUGUUGUGCGUCAUGGCUUUCCUGAUCCAGGCGGCACUUAGUCAGCAGUGUGGUUGCAGCAACCAAAUCUCCUACGGUAACUCCGGAGUCGUUCUCAGCGGAAUCAGGUCCAGAUCGUCCAGCAGCUCCAGCCAGAGCGGGUCCAGCUACGGCUCCGCGUCGUACGGCGGCUCGGGCACCGGUCGGGUCGGCGUGUCCGGCGACAUCGGCGCGAGCGGCCAGACCGCCGUCGUCGGCUCCGUGCCCGUGCUCGGCUCCGUCACGUUCGGUGGCACCGUGCCCGCGUCCGGCUCCGUGUCCAUCUCCGGACAGUGCGGAUGCGGUUGCAAAGCUUAA